AUGUAUAAAGGGAAUUUACCAUUGUCACAGGAGAGUCGACAGGUUGCAAGUGAACUGGAAGGUUUGUGGGAUGAAAAUGCGGAAAAGUAUAAAUGUUGCUGUCGUACAGUACAUGUCAAGAAGGCGUCGUUGUUCAUCGGAUAUGCUCAGAUGUGUAUCACAGUAUUCGCUGUCCUAUUUGUUUUAUUCUACUAUCUUCAGGCGCUGAAUGGCAAUGCUGACCCAGAGCACUGGUUAGGACAGUUGAAUAAUCGCUAUCUCAUUUAUUUAUUUGCCGUUUGCAGUAGAAAAUUUUGGAUUGGCGAAAGUAACGAAUACUGUUUUCAGCUUGUACACGAUCUGAUCAGCUUCCUCGAUGAGCAUAAUUCACAGGUUUAUAAUAUCCGACAGCUAAACGCUCAUUUGAUUGGCACGCUCAUUCAUGUUUGGUGUGUGGCUGUCAUUUGGCGUUGCUAUGGCUUCUUGGGAGACAAGAAGGUAGCACGUCAGAUAAGCAGUCAACUUUCCACUACACAUCUCGCGUUCCACUAUGGCGACAUUCCUUAUGGAUACGUUGCAAUGCCGCAGCCUCCUCCAUAUGCCGAUACUGUUAUCAGUGCAGACAAGCAACCCUUAACAAUUGCCUAA
Messenger RNA from Enterobius vermicularis (human pinworm), 627 nucleotides. The record is from the annotation of a GenBank genome assembly. Lineage: Eukaryota; Metazoa; Nematoda; Chromadorea; Rhabditida; Oxyuridae.